AUGUGGGCCGAUAUCAACGGGGAGCGGAAAAAGGUCGCUUGUUGCGAGCGCGUCGUCAUCAACUACACAAUCCCCAAGGCGUCUGAAUGCGCUUGUCCAUCUGAGCGCAACCAGCCAGUUCUCCUAGCUAACACCAGUGGACGGGUUCAGAAGAACCGAACCAGAAAAGCAACCAACGCACUCAACCCCGCCGUCAUUGAAAAGGCUAUCAAAGCCGCCCAGGACGGCGAGACAGACUCCUCGUCCCUCCUCACACGAACUCCCACGAGCGAAAGCAAUGAUGCCUCGCCUCCCUCCAGUGCGAGCUCUACUCCCCGUCUACUUCCCUCCCGGAAAGCGAGUCACGGCUCGGAAACCACCCCCACGGAUAACGCCCUCUCUACGAGCCGCCCUGCUACCUCGCACUCCCAGGAGUCCUCAAGUUGUUGCAAGCCGAAGCCAGUUCAAUCUCAAGGCGGAGGCUGCUGCAGCAAUAAGACAAACGAGCAGCCGAAACCUGCACAGUCCAAGAAGUCAUGUUGCUCGGGAUCCACGUCUGCCCAGCCAACGCAACCUCAGCUCGCGCAGCCAAACGGAGCUCAGAGGAGCCAUGGCCAGUUUGGCCCGCAUUUCGGGGAGUAUCCCGGACAGCUCCAGCAUCCACAAUAUGGCAUGAUGAACCAAGGCAACAACUACAUGCCGAUGCCCCCGCCAUUCAACUUCAACACCCCAAUUUACAACCAUAUGGCGUCUGUCUACCAGCCGCCCGCGUCGAUACCGAUGCCAUCACUGAACAAUCAUGGCGCAACGCAUGCGCCCGAACACAACUGCCACUGCGGCGACUCUUGCAGCUGCUUUGGAUGUGCGGCUCACCCGAACAAUGCGACUAUGAUCGAAUACAUGCGGUCGAUGCACCAUUUCAUGACCCAUGGAGCUUGGGGACAGCUACCGCCGCCGACAUACGACAUGCCUUCUUACCCGCACCAUCCUGGAUUCAGCGCUGACGGUGGAUUGGCGUACAACAGCACAGCACCUGCCAAUUUUCUUCCCACAAACCAGAUGAACUUCCAGGCGAACAUGAACGGCACCAUGAGCAUGCCAAGCACCCCGCUCACCGUUACGGGCGCAUGGGCGCAGACUCCCCUCCAGAACUCGACCCAGGUCCCUCCAUCGCUGGAUGCGCAGUACUUUGCCGCUGGCAACAUCGCUCCAGUCACGACUCAAGAAGCAACAUCGUCCCUCAAGAUGGAAGAGGCGGCACAGAGCCCGACUUUCGCCGAUAGCCCGAGCGACGGAAAAGACGAGGAGACACCGACCCUCUCACCGUCUUCGUACUUCUGGGGGGAGAUUGAGCUACCGGGCUGCAACGAUGCUACCGGCACUUGUCAAUGUGGCGACGGGUGUGAGUGCGUGGGCUGUUUGACGCAUGGCGGGCACAACGGAAUUCCUCUGGAGUCUUCGUCAGCCGCCGAAGAGGAAUCCUUUCCAAACUUUGUUUCGAGUAACGACGCGAACGGAAACCGUUCGAGCCAGUUUCUGGCCUUCUCCAACGCGCCAACUUGA
Trematosphaeria pertusa is the source of this 1542-nucleotide messenger RNA. RefSeq lists its product as uncharacterized. Lineage: Eukaryota; Fungi; Ascomycota; Dothideomycetes; Pleosporales; Trematosphaeriaceae. Gene Ontology annotation, cellular component: nucleus. The record is from RefSeq and is a predicted model, not a curated record. Bases 1 to 1542 code for a protein of 513 amino acids. Gene Ontology annotation, molecular function: DNA-binding transcription factor activity, RNA polymerase II-specific; RNA polymerase II cis-regulatory region sequence-specific DNA binding; copper ion binding. Gene Ontology annotation, biological process: intracellular iron ion homeostasis; intracellular copper ion homeostasis; positive regulation of transcription by RNA polymerase II. The transcript is spliced from 2 exons.